AUGGAGUUCAAGGCCUCUUUGAGAUUACCGUGUGAAGACCCAAAGAUGGUUGCAGCAGCAAUUUCGAGUGAGGAGGGAGAUGUCUGCAGGCCGUCUGAGAAAUAUGUCUACGAGGACAGAUGUCUGGUUGUAGAUGUUUCUGCAAACAAUGCAAGGGAUCUGGGAAAGUCUCUGAAUUCGAUACUCUCAAGGUUUAAGCUGUCCGUAGAGACCAUAGGGUUAUGUAAAAGGCUCGAGGGAAAGGACCAGGUGGAACAAAAAGGCCUUUCUAACACCAAAUGA
Encephalitozoon hellem ATCC 50504 is the source of this 282-nucleotide messenger RNA. RefSeq lists its product as uncharacterized. NCBI's taxonomy places the organism in Eukaryota, Fungi, Microsporidia, Unikaryonidae. The transcript has a single exon. The record is from RefSeq and is a predicted model, not a curated record. The coding region runs from base 1 to 282 and encodes 93 amino acids.